Molecule: messenger RNA, 422 nt
Organism: Otolemur garnettii (small-eared galago)
Lineage: Eukaryota; Metazoa; Chordata; Mammalia; Primates; Galagidae
Product: histone H2B type 1-J
Exons: 1
Coding region: 16-396 (126 amino acids)
Cellular component (GO): nucleosome
Molecular function (GO): protein heterodimerization activity; structural constituent of chromatin; DNA binding
Source: RefSeq, a predicted model, not a curated record
UGUAGUGCAGUUACUAUGCCUGAACCAGCGAAGUCAGCUCCUGCUCCCAAGAAGGGUUCUAAGAAGGCUGUGACAAAAGCUCAGAAGAAAGAUGGCAAGAAGCGCAAGCGUAGUCGAAAGGAGAGUUAUUCCAUCUACGUCUACAAGGUGUUGAAGCAGGUUCAUCCGGACACAGGCAUCUCUUCCAAGGCUAUGGGCAUCAUGAACUCCUUCGUGAACGACAUUUUUGAGCGUAUUGCCGGCGAGGCGUCACGCCUGGCGCAUUAUAACAAGCGCUCUACCAUCACUUCCAGGGAGAUUCAGACAGCUGUACGCCUGUUGCUUCCUGGAGAGCUGGCUAAGCAUGCUGUGUCUGAAGGCACCAAGGCUGUCACUAAGUAUACCAGCGCCAAGUAAAUAGUGAGUUGACUGAAUUUUUAACU